CGAGCAGAGAUUAUCAUACAUUAGCGCCUCCUCUUCAUCAUGGCAGGCCCCUCCUCUUCCUCCUCGUGGCUCCUCCCACUGUGUGUUCAGGUGGUGAUGAUGAUGAUGAGGGUGGGCUUAAGCUCCGCCUCUGAGCUGACCUUCGAGUUGCCGGACAACGCUAAACAGUGUUUCUAUGAGGACAUCACCAUCGGCACCAAGUGCACACUCGAGUUCCAGGUGGUCACCGGGGGCCACUAUGACGUGGACUGCCGGCUGGAGGACCCUGAGGGGACGGUGCUCUACAAGGAGAUGAAGAAGCAGUACGACAGCUUCACCUUCAGCGCCGCUCGCAACGGAACCUACAAGUUCUGCUUCAGCAACGAGUUCUCCACCUUCACACACAAGACCGUCUACUUCGACUUCCAGGUGGGAGACGACCCGCCGCUCUUCCCCAACGAGAACCGGGUCACAGCGCUAACACAGAUGGAGUCGGCGUGUGUGUCGAUCCACGAGGCGCUGAAGUCAGUGAUGGACUAUCAGACACACUUCCGGCUGCGUGAGGCUCAGGGCCGCAGCCGCGCUGAAGACCUGAACAGCAGAGUGGCCUUCUGGUCGGUCGGGGAGGCGCUGAUCCUGCUGGUGGUGAGCGUCAGUCAGGUGCUGCUGCUGCGCUCCUUCUUCUCCGACCGCAAGACCACCACCACCCGCAUGGGUUCCUGAAGAACCUCGGAGGAAUGCUGCAGCUGCACACGCGUCACUGCAGACCAAACAUCACCCUAAUUUAUUCUGUAUGUGUGUGUGUGUGUGUGUGUGUGUGUGUGAGAACAUUAACAGAUGUGCAGACGCUUCAUCAAUAAACAUUAAUUCAGUUUCCACACACACACACACACACACACACACACACGCACACACACACGCACACACACACAUUUAUUUGCUGUAUGAUGUGAAAAAUAAUCUGAGUUGUUUUGUUCUGAUCGGUGUGUUUUAUAUUAGUUGUGUUUUUGUUUUGUUAUAGUGGUGUGUUGAUUUAUUUCCCUGUUGGAUUGGGCUGUAUAAUAAAUGUGGAGGAAGA
This is a messenger RNA of Danio aesculapii, 1057 nucleotides long. RefSeq names its product transmembrane p24 trafficking protein 7 (gene tmed7). NCBI's taxonomy places the organism in Eukaryota, Metazoa, Chordata, Actinopteri, Cypriniformes, Danionidae. Gene Ontology annotation, cellular component: COPII-coated ER to Golgi transport vesicle; endoplasmic reticulum-Golgi intermediate compartment; endoplasmic reticulum. The record is from RefSeq and is a predicted model, not a curated record. Gene Ontology annotation, biological process: Golgi organization; intracellular protein transport; endoplasmic reticulum to Golgi vesicle-mediated transport.